UUUAAUAAGUGUGACUCCAAAUAAAACUGUUUUUUUCUAUAAAUAUCACUUAAUAAUCUCCCUUUUGUUCUUUACUGGGUGUUGUUCUUUUAUCAUCAGUUCUUCGUUACUCCAUGAUUUGCACCUCUUAAUUUCUCUUGUUCUAAAUUGUUCGUUUAAUUUGAGUCACAAAUUAUUUUGGGAGGAUUAAAGCUUUUUUAUUGUAUGUAAAUGGGCAUUUUCAACUUUUUUUUGAAAUUCAAAUCUCAGGAAUUAUAGGGGUUUUUACUUUAUAAUUAUGUGAUUUACUGUUUAGUUGGAAAAAUUUUCAAAAUUCUUUUUUCAUGUAUGAAUUAUGUGGGUUGAAUUUCUCUUAUUUUUUUUGUGAUUUUUAUUUUGUGGGUUUAGUCUGCAAUUAUAGUACAAUUUAAAUGGGUUUCAGCCCAUAUCUUCUGCUGCAUCAUUGACUGAGUGUGUUUCUGGGGUUUGAUAGAGAUUCUUCUUUGAAACUGUGAAACUUUAGUUUGGUGAAGUACAACUGGUUUUGUUGUGAGUGGUUCUAAAAAUGGAAGGAGACACAUUUUCAGGACUUGGAAAUGGUACUCAGAUAGACAGUAAGGUAUUACAGACAUUUCAGAAGAGUUUUGUGCAAGUUCAGAGUAUAUUGGAUCAAAACAGAUUGCUGAUCAAUGAGAUCAAUCAAAAUCAUGAGUCAAGAAUUCCAGAUAAUCUUUCCAGAAAUGUUGGCUUAAUAAGAGAGCUUAACAAUAAUAUUAGGAGGGUUGUUGACCUUUAUGGUGAUCUUUCUCACACCUUAACUAGGUCUAUGGAAGCUUCAUCAGAAGGUGAUUCCAGUGGUGCUUUAAAAUCUGAUGCUAAAGCUACCCACAAGCGAAAUCGGCCCGGUUAGCUUGCUCCUUGAUCAUUUUUAGGUGUUUUAAUUCUUUGUCUUUGGUGGGCAUUAAGCAGAAAUUAAUGCAUAGAUUAUGUAUGUGCAUUGAGGUAGAGCAAAACAAAAUGAUUUAGAAGAGAUUUUAUUACUAUGUAACUCUCCUGUAUCUGAAUACUUCUUUCUAAUACUCAGUUUACUCAACUUUUUCCCCCAUUAAAAAAGAAACCAAAAAAAAUCUCAUGAAAUAACUCUUCAUAGUCUCUAUGGAUUUGUAACCUCUUUGUAACUCUAAACCCAGUUGAAUUAAAAUUCAAGCUUGCUUCUUUAAUUUCAUUA
This is a messenger RNA of Beta vulgaris subsp. vulgaris (sugar beet), 1207 nucleotides long. Its product is annotated as protein ELF4-LIKE 4. Gene Ontology annotation, biological process: positive regulation of circadian rhythm; entrainment of circadian clock. NCBI's taxonomy places the organism in Eukaryota, Viridiplantae, Streptophyta, Magnoliopsida, Caryophyllales, Amaranthaceae. Bases 545 to 889 code for a protein of 114 amino acids. The record is from RefSeq and is a predicted model, not a curated record. The transcript has 2 exons.